AACCGCUCUAUCACCUCAUAUACGAGUAAUCCCUGGCCUCAUCUCACUCAAGAUUUCGACCGCUUUUUCUGACCGUUGGAAAGUCACUCCUUUCCUCUCUGGCUGCUCCCCCGACACGACUCUUGUGGCCUGCGCUGUUUACUGUUUGCUCCUUGAGCUUUGCCACACCCUGUUCUGGCGCCCAGAUCCGGGAGAUCCAUUCUCUAAGACGACCGUGAACAAUGUAUAGUUGUCGGUAACAAUCACCUGCGGCGGCUAAACAUCACCCUUUCAAACACCUCAUUCACCUUCAGGACAGUCACCCGAGAGAAACCCGUCUACUCUACUGCGUUCAACGCCUGCCGCAACUAAAUUUCCUCCCCCUUUCCACCUCGGUCGCCUGUUUCCUUCUCCGCCACCACCCGCCAACUUGUGUCGCAGUAACUUCGCCCAACAUGUCUCAAGCGGUCCUCAUGAAGGAAUAUAAGGCUCUAGCCAAAGAGAAAUGGGUUCAGAUCGAGAUCGAUGAAGAGAACAUCUAUCACUGGAACCUCGCCUUGAUGGUCAUUAACCCUGACUCUCUCUACUAUGGUGGCUAUUUCAAGGCUCAGAUGAGCUUCCCAAGAGAUUACCCUUACAAACCGCCGGACUUCCGCUUUUCCAAGCCCCUGUGGCAUCCGAACAUUUAUGCUGACGGCCGACUGUGCAUUUCCAUUCUUCAUGCACCUGGCGAGGAUAUUAUGUCUGGCGAGAGCGCUGGUGAGCGCUGGUCCCCAGCUCAACGCGUUGAAUCAGUGCUCAUCUCCAUCCUUUCCCUGCUGGACGACCCCGAGAUAUCUUCCCCAGCCAACGUCGACGCCAGCGUCAUGUUCAGGGACGACAAGGAAGCAUUCAAAGCAAGAGUGAGACAGGAUGUUGAAGCGUCAAAGAAGGACAUUCCCGAAGGGUUCGUCAUGCCUACGCACGAGACGACCAAGCCAGUCAUCGAGAAGAUCGACGAUGAUUUCUGGAACGACAGUGAUGCAGAAGAUGUCGAUUUCGAUGACUUUGACGACUUUGAUGAUGAUGCCGCCAACGGCAGCGAAUCGGAUCAGGAGUUGAACAACGAUUCCGAAGAUGAGGAGAACUACGAUGACGAUGAUGACGACGAUGCGGAGCAUGUUAAGGGCAAAGCUCGGGGAGACCGACUCGACUCUGAUAUGACGGAACCAGACGAAUGAAAGAAUGCGUGUCAUCUAGUAUAUGGACCGGACUGGACCUGGUGCGUUUCUAGCAUGCGUGCGGGAGUCCUCGACGGGGUUCUGCUGCUGACGGGUGUGUUUAGAAGGCUGAAGCCAGCAUCUCAGUCAGGGAUCUGUCAGGGGAAUAGUCAUUUUCAAGCCAGUCGUUCGAUUUCAGCGAAGGCGUCUAGCGUCGGCGUACAUGGGAGUUCUUCGUGAAAUAAGGGGAACGUUCAAAGAAUCCGUGAUGCAUCUUACGGGGAAGGAAGCUGCAUGAUAUCUCAGCAGAGUUUUGCUUUUGGUGCGAUAGACAAGUUUCAAGCUCGAGCUCUCUACGAAACACAGAUCAUAUGUGCUAUGGUUGAACAUGCAUGCAGUAAUCGUCACCCAAGGGUUCUCACUGGUACUACUGUCACUGGUCAUGCACCUCCUAUGAUCAAAGGCAAAAUCUCCUGAACACACCUUUCUGGUUGCUCUUGAUUCACCCAGUGCCCAGCUCCAUCGACAAGGACAGUUCCCCUGUACAUCGGUCGACUUACGCUUUGACCAGUCUCCAUUGCUUCUACGGCGCCGGGCUCCUGGAAGGUGCCCCAAUCUUUCCUGCCGCUCAC
This is a messenger RNA of Cladophialophora immunda, 1810 nucleotides long. RefSeq lists its product as uncharacterized. Gene Ontology annotation, biological process: proteasome-mediated ubiquitin-dependent protein catabolic process; protein polyubiquitination. Gene Ontology annotation, molecular function: ubiquitin conjugating enzyme activity. NCBI's taxonomy places the organism in Eukaryota, Fungi, Ascomycota, Eurotiomycetes, Chaetothyriales, Herpotrichiellaceae. The record is from RefSeq and is a predicted model, not a curated record. The transcript is spliced from 3 exons. Bases 435 to 1199 code for a protein of 254 amino acids.